This is a messenger RNA of Schistosoma mattheei, 1910 nucleotides long. NCBI's taxonomy places the organism in Eukaryota, Metazoa, Platyhelminthes, Trematoda, Strigeidida, Schistosomatidae. The record is from the annotation of a GenBank genome assembly.
UAUAUAUAUAUAUAUCCCGUUGUUACCUCCUCCGAUUGCCGUGAAUAAUGACUGAUAUUCGAGGACUAUGCUUAUUGUUGUUCAAUUCAAAUUACCGACUCCUGCGUUGUUGCUAGUAUACUGUAUCAGCUGACUUCUCAAAUCUAUUUAUUAACAGCUAAAUUUCUCCCUACUAGCUACCGCGCUAUUUCUGAUGAUAUCAAUUUCAGUGGUAAAAAUAAUCAGAAGAUGUACGAUUGACUGAAGUACAUGAGGAGUUAGUUUGGUCCCCUUCCCAUUCAUUAACAGUUCAAGAGAUCGAUAUGUUUUGUUUAUUAGCCAAAGCCGUUGGCACAUACGGUCGUGCACAUGAUACUUCAUCAUCUACUAGACAACCACUUCUACUGAGUGCUACAGCUUCAGCUGCACGUGAUAUAACUCGUCAACAUGCGCAUGAUAUACUUCAUGAAGCCAACUACGACUUGAAUAAGGCCAUAAAUCUUCUAUUACCUGGCGGUCAACCUAUUAUUUAUCGUGAUCAAUUAGAAGAUUGGUCUGCAAAUGAAACAAAUAUAUUUGAAGAAGCAUUAGAUAAAUAUUCGAAAGUAUUCACAGAUAUACUUUCUAAUUGCUUACCAUGGAAAACUCAUAAAUCAAUAGUUGAACUUUAUUAUUUUUGGAAAACUACAGAUCGUUAUGUUAGACAACGUCGAACUAAAUUAGCUGCUCAGGAACAUAAAUUAAAACAAGUUUAUAUUCCAAAUUAUAAUAAACCUAAUCCAGCUGUAUUAUAUCAUAAUACGGAUAAAACAAUUAAUCGACCAUGUGAAGGAUGUGGAUCAUUAAAUUCCCCUCAAUGGUAUGCAUGGGGUCCAUCGAAUGCUAACUCUCGUCUAUGUACUGAUUGUUGGUCUUAUUGGAAACGUUAUGGUGGUUUGAAAAGUAUCGAAUCUAAAGAGCGUCCUACUACAACCUUACGCACUCAGCAACAGUUAAACAAUUCAACAGUUGAAACUAAUUCAAAAUCUGGUGGUCCUAUUAACAUUACCGGAUCAGUGAAUCAUCAAUUCAAAUCUCAUUCUAUUGGCUUAUCAAGUGGAGCUUUAGAUGGUGGUGACACUGAUACAUAUACAAAUGACCAUCAUCAUAAUAAUAAUACGUCUGCUACAAACACGACUAAUAAUGCUAAUCUUUCCGUUGCUAAUACACGCAUACUUUGUCCAAAUCUUGUUCAACCUCUACGUUUAGCUCGACAUCCUGGUGGAGUACCAGAAAUUUUCUCAUCUAAGCAACAGGUUCAACAUGAAAGCGAAUGCAAUGAAUCUAAUCUAACAGGGAUGGAUAAUUUAUCUGAAUCUAAUAUGAUGUUGAUGUAUGCAACACUGAAGGCUGCUGCCCAGCCGAUAAUAGCACGUAUACACGAUCCAUCAAUUUUAUUGACUCGACCACGGAGAGCACGACGCUUAAAUGAUGUGAUUGAUUCAAUGGCUUCACGUAAAGGUAUUGUGUUUCAGCCAUUAGAUCUAUCAUCAACUUUAAAGUUAUCAGUUGCAAAUGGUCCUGUUUACGAUCGUAAACGUCCUCAUUCACCUAUCUCUAUAAAUGCACCAUCUUCAAAAAAAUUACAUGAAACUGACGAUAAAGUAAAUAAGAGUAAAAACUCGUCAAUGUUGACAGAAAAUAUCACAAGUGAAAAAUGUUUAACUAAUGGAAAAAGUACGGCAUCUGUUAUGGGCACUAGUCCGUUUAUUACUAAGUCCGAUUGUUCUUUUUCAUCCGCCUCCACUGCUGUUUCACCCAGGCCAAAAAAAUCAGCAUUAACAACUGAUCCUAGUUUAAUUAAUCAGAAUUUGAUUUUAACUAGUAAUGGAAUUUCUACUGAUGACAGAACAACAAUCAUAUCGAAAUUUGAAUCGGAGCUAAUUCAGUAA